CAAAAAAUUUGUAUUCACGCUUUCUUGUCAAAAAAUAAGUUUGCAGAGUUUGCAUUUUUUAUUAACAAAAUAUUAACACUUUCUUUUCUUUUGUUUCACAAAUAUAAUCGUUAAUAUAAAUGGCAGACGAUACCAACGAAGAUAGUUGGCUUUAUGGAACCUCCAAUCCAGAUUCUACAACAAAUGAAGAAGAAAAAUUCUCAACGGGGGCCGAUGAAUAUGGAGAUGAGUUGACUGAUGGGGUUGUAGGAAAACGCAACUCGAUUGACAAUGUAGACCCCCACCACGCAGAAGUCACCUCAGGUGGCCGUAAGAAUCCCGGUGUUGAUGAUAAUGAUGACGAAGAAUAUUCACAAGGUGCUGUUCCGGGAAAGACACAACAAAGUCCCGAUUCGAACGAACGCCGUGGUGGACGUGAUAACCUCAAUGAAAAUGACGAAGAGGAUGAUCCCGCUCAGGAGAUGGAAGAAGACGAACAAGCGGCUGCUGCAGCUGAAGCAGCCGCUGCGGCAGCUUCAGAAGACGAUAACGAUUCAGAAAAGGCGAAAGAUAUUGGAGAUUCCGAUGAAGACGAUGACGACAGUGAUGAUGAUAUCAACGUUGUAAUAGGGGACAUUAAGUCAGGACCAUCGUACAAUAUCAAACAACGUACAAACCUUCUCACUACUGCUGGCACAGUUUCGCAGGAAAAGGCAAAGCCGAGCCAGGGAAAGUUUAAUAUCGAAGAAUUUGAAAGCAUUGGUACCAUAAAUGGGUUACCGGCACCAGAGUACAGCAUUGAUUCGUUGGAAGAGAAACCGUGGAGAAAGCCAGGUGCUGAUAUCACUGAUUACUUUAAUUACGGUUUCAACGAGGACACCUGGCGUGCAUACUGUGAGCGACAAAAACGUUAUCGUAUGGUUGAGAGUGGAGCUGGUUUGCAGAACUUGACUGGACCAAUGUCCAAUGCACACUCAGCUCCACAGCAAAUGAAUCUAGGUGGAGGAGGAGGAGCUGGCGUAGGAGGAAAUUCGCAGAACAAUAAUCGCAAUUUGACGGGAAUGGGUGGCAGCGAAAGCAAAUACUUGAUGAUGCCUCCUCGUCGAGGAGCCCCUGGCUCAAAUGGAGCCCCACCAACUUCCAAGGAGAACGUCAUCCAAGUAAUGACGGCUGAGUGUCGAGAAUACAGCCGAACAGGUGGACCCGGACAGCCGCCAAUUUUCAUGCCAGAAGAUCCAUUCUUUGAUGCCGACCCAUUCGAUGGUUAUGGAUACGAACCAACUCAGGAGUCACAAUGGAUGAAUGAAAAUCCAGGCUGGGUCCCGAGCGGAAUCAAAGAGUUGACGCCGGGCCCAGGUGGUAUGGGACCUCCUGGGGGCAUGGGCAUGGGUCCAAUGGGGCCUCCAAUGCAGCCUAUGGGUCCGCCCAUGAGACCUCCAAUGGGACCGAUAGGCCAACACAUGGGUAUGGGACCACCUAUGAUGAUGGGCGGCAAUAAUGGAGGCAUGAGGAUGAUGGGUCCACCUCGUAUGAUGCCACCAAUGAUAAAUGAUCGUGAUUGGGACAGAAAUGAGCACAUGGAUCGCGGCAGAGAUAGAGAUUCUCGAGAAAGUCGGGACCGAGAUCGCGACAGGGAUCGUGAACGAGAACGCGAACGUGACAGAGAUCGAGAACGUGAUAGAGAGAGAAGUGAACGCAGCGAUAGAGGAGAUCGAGAAAGAGAUCGCGAUCGUGACAGGGAGCGUGAACGCGAGCGUGAUUGGGACAGACCCUCGGAACGGGAUAGAGAACGAGAGAGGGAUCGCGAUAGGGAUCGUGAUCGGGGAAGAAGCGAAACUGAGGUCACCAUAAAGGUUGAAAGAGCAUCAGUACCAAAAUCACCAGUAAGAUCUUCAUCAAAGUCAACUAAAACAGUGAGAAAGGAUUCGUCAAGAUCGUCAUCAGUAGCACAGGACUCGGAGCGGCUUGAUGAAGAUCGAGAAAGAAAAAGACGUGACCGUGAAAGAGAUCGUGAGCGUGAAAGUAGAUCAUCACGUCGGGAACGCUCGAGGAGUCGUGAAAAAUCAAGACGCAGGUCAAAAAGUCGUGAUAAAGAACGUGAUAGAGAUCGCAAAAGUCGCGACAAAAAGAAGCAUCGGAAGGAUAAGGAAGAAAGUGAAUAAGGUCCCUUGCGUAUGUUCCAUAUCCACACCCAGUUCUUUCUGCGUCGUUUAUUUUCAAGUUAAGGAUAAUUAUUUUAUUCAUUAUUCUCAAACCAUGCAACUGAAGAAGAUUAGACAGAAAAAGUCAAAACUAAAUACAUUUUCCAAACAAAAAGUACUUUUUAUUUCUCCAACAUUUCUAUCUCUCCUUGGAAUCUUUAAUUAUACAAUCAAAUAAGUUUUCUUUCUGAAGCAAUUAAAGUUGAAAUAAAAAAUAUGAUUGUAGUGUUAGAAAUAAAACAUAUAAAUAUUUCUUAAUGUAAAAAAGAGAAUUUGUGAAGGAAUAAAUAUAAAGAAAACAGAAAACCAA
Messenger RNA from Eupeodes corollae, 2490 nucleotides. Its product is annotated as pre-mRNA 3'-end-processing factor FIP1-like. The record is from RefSeq and is a predicted model, not a curated record. Gene Ontology annotation, molecular function: RNA binding. Gene Ontology annotation, cellular component: mRNA cleavage and polyadenylation specificity factor complex. Lineage: Eukaryota; Metazoa; Arthropoda; Insecta; Diptera; Syrphidae. The transcript has 4 exons. The coding region runs from base 120 to 2141 and encodes 673 amino acids.